AUACAUAAGGGACAAGUGAUGACUAAUUACUACCGACUCAUCAAUAAGACGGGUGGCUAUACAUGGCUGCAGACGUGCGCCACAUUGAUAUCGACCAACACGUCGACGAGUAAGGGGGCGGCCAGUAGUAGCACACCGACGCCCACCUCCUCGGCGGCCACCAGUGGCGACGAUCACGAACAGAGCAUUAUAUGUGUUAAUUAUGUCUUAAGUGCUGUCGAGUUCAACGACGUGGUGAUGGACACGAGUCAACUGAACGGCGGUUCGGUGCCCAACACCCCCACCCCACCCGUCAUCCACCACUCGAUCGUCAAUAAACGACAGGCGAAUCACUCGAUCAAAAGGUCGCUGUCGUCGACGCCGUCGCCGCCCGACGUCUCCGGAGGCGGCGCCCCAUUGAGUCACUCGACGCCCGACCCGCACAACAACAACACCACUCACUCCCAGCAACAACACGUGUCUCACGUUAGUCACGGCCCGCCGGCCCCACCGGUCCCCACAGGACCGCCACUAUUACCGCAGGCGCCCACAGCGGCUACGGCACCAGUAGUGGCCGUCACGCAAGCGAACGGUUCGCCGGGAUCUCCGGCCGACGCCAUCGCCAGCGAUAGUGCCAAACGGCGACGCUUUAACUCUAGUCCAGUGCGGCCCUGGAAGUCGCCCUCACCUCCCCCUCCACCCAACGUGUGUCAGCAGGUGGUGGUGGGCGCCGGCGUCGGUUUAGGGGGCCAGGAGUCGGCCAACUCGGCCUCCAGUCUGUUACGGCACAUAAGUGUGAUAAGAGAGACGCCCCCCAUAUUGAAGCCCCAGGUGGUGGCGCCGGCCUAUCACCCGGCCCACCACGCGCACCAUUACCACCAUCUAGUAGAUCCCUAUGCGGCCGCCUAUCAUCUGUAUAAGAAUGGCAGCGGAGGGCCACCGAUGACCGCACAGCCCACCCCUGCCGUGCCCUCGACGGCCGCCCACCAUCACUGGGGGGCUUAUAAUUGACGGCAUGUUUUUUGGGGUACUUUUUAUUGUAUAAUAAUUUAAUUGACAAACUUUUGACGCGAGUGUCAAAAGUGUUUUUUGUUUUUCCAUCCCUUUCCCCUUAACAUGAAGUUUUUCACACCACCAUUCAGACAAUAUGUUUUUGACAGCACUUUAAGUACUGCUAAUUAUUUUGGAUUAGGAUUACAAAACA
Molecule: messenger RNA, 1183 nt
Organism: Oppiella nova
Lineage: Eukaryota; Metazoa; Arthropoda; Arachnida; Sarcoptiformes; Oppiidae
Source: the annotation of a GenBank genome assembly